Messenger RNA from Penicillium bovifimosum, 762 nucleotides. RefSeq lists its product as uncharacterized. The coding region runs from base 1 to 762 and encodes 253 amino acids. The transcript has a single exon. The record is from RefSeq and is a predicted model, not a curated record. Lineage: Eukaryota; Fungi; Ascomycota; Eurotiomycetes; Eurotiales; Aspergillaceae.
AUGCAUUCUUCGUCUCAUCAACGAGCUUCCACGGGACCUCCAAGACACCCCUCCGACCCGCACCCUCCCCUCAUGGAUCUAUCAUCCCUCGAGGGUCCCCCGAUAGCUGAUCCGCCUUUUAUUCUUUCACCGGAUACGACAAGUCCCCGUAUCACCACACCCUCGCCUACUCCCACUCACAUUUUGCGCUCAAAACCUCUACCACCACGACCUGUCUCCAGAAACGUCACUCCGUCACAACACCAACACAGACGACAUGAACAACCAUCCGAAUGCCCGAAUCCCGACGGCAAUUCGAGACAGAUGCCAGCCCGUAAACCUACAAACAGUCCAUCAGAAGAGCUCGCGCCCGACUGUGACCCACGCCACGAGCACGAAUCCUCAUCAACACAAUCCAGUCCACGCCCCAGACAACCAAGACCCUGUGUGCCGCUGACGUGGCUGGAAGAUGAGAAGAAAUGGGUCGUGGGCGAGGCUCAUCCGCCCACCACCCGGGAUCCCCGAUUCGAACACGCCGCCUCGUCGGCGCUUUCCCCCGUCUCACCGAUGUCGUCGUGUUCGCCUUGUUACGAUAUGAUCCGGCGUCUGGAUGAGCACAUUGCAUAUAAUAAUUAUCUUUACCAAGAGGGUGUGCCGAAUCAUUCUCCGGCGUUCAAUUCCCACCGAUUCCAUCAGGGGUAUGGGACGGCGCUGGGGAAUGAGCGCGUUGCUAGGUGGGUGGCGAUGACUCAGAGGAUGGAACAGCAUGGCGAGCAGUUUUGA